UAAUACAGAUUAGAAAGGUGCACUCAACAUUUGUAAAGGCAAGGUCGUGUCGUGUCCGCAGUUGCGGGGUGUACUACUUUGGGCAAAAUGAUGUCCAUAGCCGCUCGUCCCGGGGUUCUUUCCCCGUACUUGCAGGCAACAAAACACACAGUUAAAAGCCUGGCGUUCCCCGGAGUUAAGGAGUUGCUGCCUGCUGCUGCUCCUGCAGGAAUCCGUCUUGCCCACACAGAUAUUAAGAUUCCUGACUUUACAGACUACCGCCGCCCCGAGGUCACCGACCCCAACAAGUCCUCCCAGGAGAGCAGUGAGGCAAGAAGGGUGUUCUCUUACCUUGUCACAGGUGCAAGCUCUGUGGUUGGCGUCUACGCAGCCAAGACAGUGGUCAGCCAGUUUGUCUCCUCAAUGAGUGCAUCAGCAGAUGUCCUGGCCUUAUCUAAGAUUGAGAUCAAGCUCGCUGACAUCCCUGAAGGCAAAAACAUGACCUUCAAGUGGAGAGGAAAGCCCCUGUUUGUCCGUCACCGCACAGAGAAGGAAAUCGCCACAGAGGCGUCUGUGAAUUUGGGGGAGCUCCGUGAUCCCCAGCAUGACAAGGACAGAGUCAUUGACCCCAACUGGGUCAUCGUCCUUGGUGUUUGCACCCAUCUGGGUUGUGUGCCCAUUGCAAACGCCGGAGAAUAUGGAGGCUACUACUGUCCUUGCCAUGGCUCCCACUAUGAUGCUUCAGGAAGAAUAAGAAAGGGACCUGCUCCUCUUAACCUGGAGGUUCCCUACUAUGAAUUCCACGAUGACAUUGUCAUUGUGGGAUAAAUACGAGGGACUCUGUCUCAGUUCCUCUCUGUAAUAUGUAUUUUUAGAUGGCUCUGUGUGAGAGUAGCGGGUGACAUAAAAUAUGUAUAUCUACUAAUAAAGACACAUUUCCAACUGUA
Molecule: messenger RNA, 926 nt
Organism: Micropterus dolomieu (smallmouth bass)
Lineage: Eukaryota; Metazoa; Chordata; Actinopteri; Centrarchiformes; Centrarchidae
Product: cytochrome b-c1 complex subunit Rieske, mitochondrial-like
Exons: 2
Coding region: 88-807 (239 amino acids)
Biological process (GO): mitochondrial electron transport, ubiquinol to cytochrome c
Cellular component (GO): membrane
Molecular function (GO): quinol-cytochrome-c reductase activity; 2 iron, 2 sulfur cluster binding
Source: RefSeq, a predicted model, not a curated record